Candidula unifasciata is the source of this 841-nucleotide messenger RNA. NCBI's taxonomy places the organism in Eukaryota, Metazoa, Mollusca, Gastropoda, Stylommatophora, Geomitridae. The record is from the annotation of a GenBank genome assembly.
CAUGUUUGAAAAUGAUAGGCACUUCUCUCAUCUGUCAUCACUGGAGCGUGAACUUGGCUUUCGAACUGAAAUGGGGUUGUACUACUCUUAUUUCAAGACUAUGAUCACGUCGGAGUCAGCCAUUAGUGGUUUACACAGCCUCAUACGGGACAAUAUUACAGAGUACCCCUCAACUAUCAAUACUCUCAAGCGAUUCAACCUUUACCCUGAGGUAGUUGUAGGCUAUGCAUAUCGCAUAUACCAAGGAGUAAGCGACUUAUUAGGCCACCAGACCAAGACUUGUUGGACUGUUAACAGAGGACAAGGUCUGAGUCCUGUUCAGAGCUGCGAGGGACUAGGAGAGCCAGCCUAUUUUUAUGUGGAAGCUGUGUUUUUACUGAAUGGCUUGAUGAUGGGUCUGUUUUUCCUUUUUGGGACUUACUUAAGUGGCAGUCUCUUUGGUGGUCUGCUAACAGUCAUAUGCUUCUUGUUCAAUCACGGAGAGUGCACUAGGGUGAUGUGGACUCCACCACUGAGGGAAAGUUUUGGCUAUCCAAUGUUUGUUCUGCAGAUGUUCAUAUUGACUUACAUUGUCAGGAGCAGACAAAGCAGCUACAUAUAUUCUUGUUUACUUGCUUGUGCCCAGAUUUUGUUUAUGCUUUCCUGGCAGUUUGCUCAGUUUGCUUUGUUCACACAAACACUUGCUGUGUUGGGGACCUAUCUGCUUCAGUUCAUCUCAUCUUCAACUUUCAGAGUCGUCCUGAUGGGACAAACAGUGGGCCUCAUUGGCAGCUAUGUGUUGCUGUUUGGCAAUGAGAUGUUGCUGACUUCAUUUUUUGCUUGCAGUCUCAUUGCUGCUUGG